AUUUGGAGUUAAGAAGAUGUGGAAGCGCGUCAAUCUCUAUAAAAAUGGCGCGUUCCAAGGUGUGAAGUGGGAGAGAUGGUACAAAUCUACUGAUUAAUUUUAUAUGUAUUGAAAGUGUAUACACUAAUAGGUAUAAAUGCGUAUCAUCUAUUUUAAUUUUAAUUAUUAUACAUAUAACAUGCAUUUAUGCCUGUUAGUAACAAAUAAAAGAAGCCAACUCCUUAUCUUAGCAUAAGCAUUAGUAGGAAUGAACUUGAACUUAAUUUUUUCAAUUUGGCACCCAAUUUGAUAAUUUUCAUGUUAUGCCAAUAAUUCAUAAAGGUGGUGUAGAUGUCCAUCUGGCUUCUAUAUAUUAUUGUUUGUUGAAUAAGAAUUGUACACUUUUUAAGAGGUUGAGGCCAACAUUUCUUUACCACUUAGUAUCCUCACUCAAUGGAGCAACCAAUUUCCAAGCCUAAGUGGGAAGCCAAGGUGUCAACAAAACUAGCAAAUGCAAGUGCAGACCAAAUAUGGCCAUUUCUUGAAGAUUUCUUUGGCAUACACAAAUAUUUCCCCAGCCUCGCCGCUUCUUACGGCAUCCAUGGAAGCAAUGGAGAGAUUGGAUCGAUUCGAUACUGCGAAGGGUCAUCAAUCCCGUCCCAAGAAACCAAAGAUAACAAAGAGAGAUCAACAGUCAUCAGCUGGUCCAAAGAGAAGUUAACAGCCAUUGACCCUGCUGAAAAGUCCUUGAGCUAUGAGAUUAUUGAUAGCAAUACUGGGUUCCAUUCUUACGUUUCGACCAUUCAGAUCAACAAGAAUCCGAUUCCAGCAGGGGAUAGCACUAUUGUUGGAUCUGGUGAUGAAGAUGGUGGUCGACUAGGAUGUGUUAUUGAGUGGUCAUUUUCAGUUGAUGCUGUUGGAGGCUGGAGAUUAGAAGACUUGGUUAAAAAAUAUGAAGUGGGGCUGCACCGGAUGGCUCAGAAAAUGGAGGAUAUCCUAAACAAUUCUGGGGAAGAAAUUAACAUGGCAGCACAAGAACAAGUGAAAUGGGAAGGCAAAGCUACGGCAAAGCUAAAUGGGAUUGGAGCAGAACAGGUAUGGCCUUUACUGGAGGACUUUUGCAGCUUGGACAAAUGGCUCCCUGCCAUUGAUACCUGUUACCGAGUUGAAGGGAUCAAUGGGCAGCCUGGAAUUGUUCGCUACUGUGCCUGCAAACCCCCUUCCUCGACUUCCUCACCGUCGGACGAUUUUGAUGAUGAUGAUGAAGAAAACAAGAAUCCUGGCAUGACCAAGUGGUGCCAUGAGAAGUUGUUAGCCAUUGAUCCAGUGGUGCGUUGUCUGAGCUAUGAAGUUCUGGACAAUAAUCUGGGAUUCAAAUCUUACGUAGCAACCAUCAAAUUGUUGCCAGCAAAGGGUGAUGAUGACAAAUUCGGGUGUCAGAUCGAAUGGUCUUUCUUGGCUGAUCCUGUGGAGGGGAUGACUUGUGAUGUUUUAUCAUCUUACCUUAACUUGUCCUUGCAAGGCAUGGUGGAGAAUAUGGAGAGAGCUUUGCACUCAAAUUAGUCGUCAGAUGAUAUAUAUAUAUAUAUAUAUAUAUUGAUCCAUAUUUCAAUUGUAUUUUUCGACAAUCUACUAGUACAUGUUUUGCUUUGUUAAUUUCCUAGGACUCGUCGAUAAUCAAGUUUAACAGAGCUAAUUAUGUUGUUGUUAGUUGUACUGUGAGAAUCAUGUGGUGUUGAAAUUGUAAGCCCAGGGCUAAAUUAAGCACAUCUCUUGCAGUUUGGUAGUCCAACCAUAACACAUGAUAUAUGCAACAUUGUUUGGAUUGCUUGUUUCCGUCCGAAAA
Coffea arabica (coffee) is the source of this 1825-nucleotide messenger RNA. RefSeq lists its product as uncharacterized. NCBI's taxonomy places the organism in Eukaryota, Viridiplantae, Streptophyta, Magnoliopsida, Gentianales, Rubiaceae. The record is from RefSeq and is a predicted model, not a curated record.